AUGCAGUCGACAAACGUAAAGUCCGAAGCCCUCGGGCGGAAAGCCAAGCUCGCCCAGUCGUACCAAGAGCUCCUCGACGAAUUUUCCGACAAGGAACUCAAAUCGGUUGGCAACUAUACCCUGGGUCGUCUGAUAGGCAAAGGAUCGUUUGGCAAGGUCUAUCUGGCCACCCACAAGCUUACCAAUGGCUCAAAGGUCGUCCUCAAGUCGGCCAACAAGGACGACUCGAACCUCGCUCGAGAGAUUCACCACCACCGCCAGUUUGUCCACCCCCACAUCGCUCGCCUGUACGAGGUCAUAGUGACCGAGACCUUGGUCUGGCUGGUCUUGGAGUACUGUCCAGGUGACGAACUUUACAACUACCUCCUCAAGCAUGGCAAGCUGCCCGUCGAGAAAGUUCAGAAGAUCUUCACACAGCUGGUCGGCGCUGUGUCCUACGUCCACCGGCAAUCCUGCGUUCACCGCGAUCUGAAGCUCGAAAACAUCCUGCUCGACAAGCACGAGAACGUCAAGUUGUGCGACUUUGGCUUCACGCGGGAGUACGAGGGCAAGGCCAACUACCUACAAACUUUCUGCGGCACGAUAUGCUACUCGGCACCAGAGAUGCUCAAAGGGGAGAAGUAUGCUGGCGAGAAGGUGGAUGUAUGGAGCUUAGGCGUCAUCCUCUACGCGCUGCUCUGCGGCGAGCUGCCCUUCGACGACGAUGACGAUAACGUCACGAGAGAUAAGAUCCUCAACCAUGAACCCCACUACCCGGACCACAUCCCCCCAGACGCCCUUUCCCUCCUGAAGAGCCUGCUCUCGAAGCGUCCCCUGCUCCGCCCGACUCUCCCCGAAAUCCUGGCCCAUCCGUUUCUCGCCGAGUACGCGCCCCAGCAGCAGGAGAUCCUCAAGCUCGAGCGCCCAGAACCGUUCUCAACGCCCCUGGAGAAGGAAACCCUACACAGGAUGCGGAGCGCCGGGGUAGAUACCGAUUCGGUCAUUGAGAGCGUGUUGGCGCAGAAGUGCAAUGUUUUGGCAGGCUGGUGGACGCUUCUGAUCGAGAAGGAGGAGCGAAAGCAAAGACGGAGGGAGCGGAAACGCAAGGAGAGAGAGAUGGAGAACAGGUCGUCGAGGCGCUUCUCUCAGGCCUCUAGCCGGUUGAAUGCCUUGGCCACUGUCGAGGAAUCGUUCGUCAAGCUCUCCGACCCGCCGGCACCGAGGCCGCGAGGUAGGAGUGAGCGGCGGAGCGGCCACUAUCCCAGUCUGGUCAUACCGGAUAUGCCCGAUCUUUCCGAUCUGGCCAAGGUCGCGAACGGCAAUCUGAGCCCCGACAGCGAAGCACCACCUCCGCCUGUCGACAAGGACUCGAUCCGGUCCGUCAGCUCUUCGAGGCACCCCAAGCCGCUGCCCCCGCCAAAGGAGGGAUUGCUGCGGAGCGCCCGUUCCCGUGGCUCAACGCUCCAUCUGAUGACCACGGGCGACGUGAUAGACGCCAAUGGCGCCUCGCACGCCGACGACCCGAAGAAGGUCAAGAAGCGGCCAUCACACGCAAUCAUUGCCACCUGGAAGAACUGGACGCACUGGCUGUAUGAGAACACGAGGCGACACAAGGGAGCGCAUAAGAGGGGCAGCCAGUCGACGCCGAACCUAGCCGGCAAGUCGGGGAGCGGAAAGGAGGGGAAAAUGAAGGAAGAUAGCCCGCGGCCGCAAACGAGCAAGUACCCGGCGAGCGGUUCCGCAUCUAGCCCCCAGACGGUCAGCCUACCGAAGGGUGUCGUGGCCAACGGCUACGCCGCCAAGGGCGCAUCGUCCACCGCGGGCGCCUCCUCUUCGCGCGCCGCGGCCCCGUCCGGACUCACCACUCCGCCGAUCCCCGGCCACAACCCGCGCCUGCAAACCUCGGGCUCCUCCUACAAGCGCCACUCCCUCUCCCCUUCGCCGAUAACCCCGCGCUCGACAGUCCGCCGUUUGUCCGGCCCGACCGGCCUCCGUGGCCGCAAAUCCACCUCGUCCUCUGUCUCUUCCGUCCGUUCCCUGCACCACACCCACCACCACUCCCAUAGCAAGGCCUCGUCCACCUCUUCCAACGGCUCGGUAUCAACCUCGGUCUCCAAGACCCCGAUGCAGACCACCCGCUCUCCGCACCACUCGGUCAAAGUCCUCCCCGCCACCCCAACCGCGGGUGGCUUCCCCGGGUUUCCCAGUAACAUCCGACUCGUCCGCGACCGCUCUGGUCCGCCGCUAAGCAUAUUUAACGAGAGCCUCCCCGGCUCUAGGUCUGCCAUGGCGGGCGAGAGUCCAGCACCGGGGAGCCCCAACCCUUUCGCCAGCGGUGGUGCGGGUGGAAUUGGAGGAGUGAUGUUUGCCAAGCGGAAGAGGAACCUGUUCAAGGGGCCUAUGCUCAGUCUGUCAGGACAUCAUCACCACCACAACGGAAGAGAGAGUGGAAAAGGCGGGGUUGCCGGCCGAAAUGGUUCGGGUGGGAGCGGAACGGGGUCACAUUCGAGAAAUGCGAGCGCUAGUGGGCUGGGCAGGAGGAGCGGGGAGAUCACGAUCGAAGAAGUCGACGAAGACGAAGAGGAAGAGGAGGGAGGGAGAUUUGUGAUGGGGGGCGGGGCGGUCCGGCCGCAUGAGGAGUUUGGUGCGAUGGGAGGGGCCAUGGAGCUCGGUGGGGCUGAGGUUGAGGUUGAAGAGGUCGAUUCGUUCGCUCCGAUCGUAAAGCGGCCGGGAGAGGUCGUCGAGGAGAAGAUCUAUGAAGAGGGGGAAGUGGAGGGGGAGGGUGGAGGGCAGGGCGUCGUCGGGCUGCAGCCCGCCGCGACUAUCAAGUCGGCUAGCGAGGCGGGCAUAUGA
Thermothelomyces thermophilus ATCC 42464 is the source of this 2832-nucleotide messenger RNA. RefSeq lists its product as uncharacterized. The record is from RefSeq and is a predicted model, not a curated record. Gene Ontology annotation, molecular function: ATP binding; protein kinase activity. The coding region runs from base 1 to 2832 and encodes 943 amino acids. Gene Ontology annotation, biological process: protein phosphorylation. Lineage: Eukaryota; Fungi; Ascomycota; Sordariomycetes; Sordariales; Chaetomiaceae. The transcript is spliced from 5 exons.